This is a messenger RNA of Lactuca sativa (garden lettuce), 2865 nucleotides long. Lineage: Eukaryota; Viridiplantae; Streptophyta; Magnoliopsida; Asterales; Asteraceae. The record is from RefSeq and is a predicted model, not a curated record.
GGUUCAUAUCGCUGCUGCUAACGGUGGGUCAAGGACCAAUCUCUGAUAUAUGUAUUCCAAGUAGAGUUGCAAGAACAUGGCACCCUUGUAACAGGAAAACAUCAGACGAUGACUACUAUGAUCCAUGUUUAAAAAAGGAUUUCUAUUAGUUCCAAUUAAGAUUGGUUUCUUAGAAGUUGUCUUCUCCUUGAAAAAACAUUACAGUACAUAAUGAAUGAAAGUGAAGCUGAUGUACACCCUAUAAAUACACAAAUAACUGAAGAAGUUGACGCAGAGGAUUUGUCAAUAGCCACAUAUGAAUCUGAAAAAAUAAAUUGCGUUGAUGCAAAUGUCGAAAGUGAUAAAGAUGAAGUUAAUGGUGAAAACAUUUUGGGAAAGGUUUUCGAUACAACCGAUGAUGCGUAUGCCUUUUAUAAUGAUUAUGCAUUUGUACAUGGAUUUGGUAUACGUAUUCAUACUACAUGCAAAAAUAAGGGAACAAAUGAACCUUAUCGAAAGACACUUGUAUGCGACAAAGAAGGUUUUAAACGGGAGGAUGGUAAUACUUCAAGUGGACAUGAAAAAAAACGUCGUAGAGAAGUUAGAAUCGGAUGCAAAGCAAUGCUCCGAAUUUCAAAAAGGAAGGAUGGGAAAUGGUUUGUGGACUUGUUUGAUGACACACAUAAUCACGAAUUGAGCAUCACACCAACGAAGGUGAUGAAGCAUCGUUCUCAUGCGAAGUUUCAUCGUACAAUGGAAUGUAAAUCUCUCAUGGUGCAACUUAAUCAAUCAGGGUUGAAACCUUCUCAGAUUAAAAAGACUAUUAAUGCAAUGAAAACCUCAAAUGAACCUGAUGUAACUUCAAAACAAUGCGUUGAUGUAUUAUCUGAGCAACGAAAACACAAUAGAGGAAGAGAGUUCUAUGGACUAAUUAAACAUUUACAGGAUAAAGCAUUGGUGGAUAAUGAUCAGUAUUAUGUUGUGGAUUUGUGUAGUGAUGGGUGUCCUAGAAAUAUUUUUUGGGCUGAUGGAAGAUCAAGAGACGAUUUUACUAAAUUUGGAGAUGUUGUUGUGUUUGAUGUCACGUAUAUGACAAACAAAUUCAAGAUGCCUUUUGCUCCAUUUACCGGGGUGAACCAUCAUGGACAAUCUAUACUAUUUGGUGGAGCGUUGUUAGAAAAUGAAAAGGAAGAAACUUUUGUAUGGUUGUUUGAGCAUUUCCUAAAAUGUAUGUUUAGCAAGUAUCCAAAUGCUAUUAUUACUGAUCAAGACAAGGCUAUGGGUAAUGCAAUAAAAAAAGUGUUUCCGAACGCUCGGCAUCGCUUUUGUGCAUGGCAUAUAAAAAAGCAUGAAUUGGAGCACCUUCGACCAUACAUUUCCCGUUAUAGUGAUUUUCAAGAAUCAUAUAAAGAAUGGGUAAUGAGUGAUACAAUUGAAGAAUUUGAAACUAUGUGGGAAGUUAUACGUGAUAAGUAUAAACUUGAAAAUAAUUGUUGGAUAACUGAUAUGUAUAACCAACGAAUACAUUGGGCUAAAGCUUUCUUAAAGGAUAUUUUCUUGGCCGGUAUGACAACAAGUGGACGAAGUGAGAGUAUUAAUUCUUUUUUUGAUGAUUUUGUUAACUCGAGUACCAUGUUGAAUGAUUUUUUAGUACAAUAUGAUAAAGCAGUUGCGUCACGAAGGGCUGCCGAAGAAGAUGAAGAUUUCAAGACUAUGAACUCGAGGCCGGUUCUUUCCUCAAUACAUCCAAUUGAAGCAAAAGCAGGUGAGUGUUAUACCAGAAAGGUUUUUGAGAUUUUCAAAAAAGAAUGGAUAGAAGCUACCAACAAUUUAACGCAUGAGACUCUAAGCAAAAGUACAGAAGAAAUCAAGUAUCGAGUUGGACAAUUGAAUGUUGACAAAAAAUAUUGGCGGAUUGUUAGCUUUUGUUUGUUAAAAAAGAUGCAUGUGACAUGUUCUUGUGCUAAGUAUGAGACAUGUGGGAUUUUAUGCAAACAUAUCUUGUAUGUAAUGAAGAAGAGGCAUGUUGACACACUUCCGAGUCACUACAUUUUACCUCGAUGGACCCUUAAUGCUAGGUACAAGGUGGGUAAGCGUAGCAUCGGACUCGAAGAAAUGAAUAACAAAAAUGGCGUCAGUGCUUACACUUUAUGGUGUGUUCGUUCAAAUUUUAACAAAGUUAUUGAACAAGCAAAAGACUCUCCUUCAGAAAUAGAAAACGUCAAUAACAUAUUGAUAAAGCUCUUACAAGAACAAGAAAUUCGGAAAAAACCUAUACCAGUUGAGAAUGUAUCUCAAGGUUCUUGUGUGAGAAUUUCACAAUUCGAUAUGACGCCUCAGAUAUCUGUUCGGGAUCCUGUUGGUCCAACUAACACGAAAGGGCGUCCUAAAAUUGCUAGUAGAAUCAAGUCUUCUGUUGAAGGGCCAAAAAAACGAACAUGCUCUUACUGUCAAGAAUUAGGUCAUUAUGCUACUAGUUGUUCUAAAAGAAAGGUAGAUGAAUCGUUGCAAGAGAAACAAUAAUCAAAUAUGUAGUUGAUGUGAGAAAGUGAAAAAUCCACAUGGUUGAUGACAUUUUUGUUUUAGUUAAUUGUCCUUUUUUUUCAAGUUUUGGUUAAUUUUCCUUUUUUCUAGUUUAGUUUAAUUGUCUUUUUUCCAGUUUUGGACAUAAAUCAUCUAGGUUGCUGUUUUGAAAUGCAAAAUUUGAAUGGUUAAUGCUAUGUCUAAAAAAUGAAAAUACAGGGGUGAUGUGUGUAAAAAAUAAAAGUAAGAUGCUAUUAUAUGUUAAAAAUGUAAGUACGGGGGUAUUAUGUGUAAAAAAUGAAAGUACGAUGUUGUUAUUUGUAAAAAUGAAAGUACAAUGCUAUUAUAUGUUAAAAAUGUAAG